Molecule: messenger RNA, 1282 nt
Organism: Daldinia loculata
Lineage: Eukaryota; Fungi; Ascomycota; Sordariomycetes; Xylariales; Hypoxylaceae
Exons: 1
Coding region: 79-1194 (371 amino acids)
Source: RefSeq, a predicted model, not a curated record
AUUUUACUAGUAAAUAUCUCUUUGGAUACUAUGUUCCUAAUACAAUACUAGUCCGCUGGGCUUGGAUCUACUUCGUCGAUGGAGAUGGGCGAAUCCCGACUAUCUCCGCCGCGGACCUCAUCGCGCCGCUGUAUCGCGGGUUCGUCUGCUUGGGUGCCUCUUCCAGUCGGAUUACCGGGUCUUCAGUAUGCAGACCGUGCUGACAACCUGGGUGCAUUCCUUCCACUCAAUGUAGAGAGCCGGACUUUAGAACCUAGCGAGAUGUUAGCACUGCAACAGGCGACUACGAGCGCAGAUUGCUCAACAGAACAAACCAAGGAUAUUGCCCCCGGACUGGGUACGAUGGAGCAAGAUACUGCUAUCUCCAGUUCUGAGAUGAAAAAUAAACCGAAAACCCGGUUACAAUCACUACCGGGAUCCCAUUAUCGGGCCGCCGAAAUCACCAAGCAAAAAGGGAAGGCUAUCAAGGUGAAGGUAGCCAGAAGAGAUGUAGCAGAGUCAGCCUUGGAGACCUUCCUAUGUGGAAACCGCGAAGGGUCUAGAGUUGCUCCCCUGUUAGAUGGGAUUCGAGAUCUUUCCAACAGCAAGGCACAUGGGAAAAUUGAGAAUGACGAGAAUGCGAAGGGUCACAUGGCAGAUCAGCAACCAAAGUCCAAAGAAAAGAAGCCAGGAAAUCAUACUGGGUUAUCCAAACAGCUCAUGUCAAAUAUGCAAUCUGGCUCAAGCAUCCCAUCGAUCCCGCUUGCCCCGCUAACGAAAGAGCAACUCAAGUCGCAGUGCUUGGAACUUCGCGUUGAGAUCUUAGGGCUUAAAACGCAGCUGCUUGAAAAGACUGUGAUGGAACUCGCGAGCCAUAAUGAUGUAUUAAAGGCUCAUGUGAGUGAGCUCGGAAAGAAUCUUCAAACUCAGGAUUGGAUGAUAAAGGGGAAACAGAGAAAGCACGAUAUGGUCCACGACGCCGCUGAGCAACACCAGGUAAAGUUAGAUGAUAUGCGUUAUCGACUUCUCCGAGAGAGCAAGAGAAAACAGGCCAAGAAGGCGAAAGAAGGGAAAAGCAGCAAGAAGUAUCAAAAAGAAGCCAUCAUCAUUACGGGUAAAGACACUGCCUUGAGAAUGUUUUUCUACACGGUGGUAUUCAUGGCUAUGGGCAUCAUCAUGUUUCCGAUCGUCAUGCUGCUCAUGCUCUUUACAUAAUGACUAUAUGCCCGUACAUAGCAAACCAAAGAUAGCUCCGUACCAAGUGUGAACUUCUACAUAAGCAACUGCUCAGGCAAGUUCAUUU